Molecule: messenger RNA, 4189 nt
Organism: Diorhabda carinulata
Lineage: Eukaryota; Metazoa; Arthropoda; Insecta; Coleoptera; Chrysomelidae
Exons: 3
Coding region: 3059-4096 (345 amino acids)
Source: RefSeq, a predicted model, not a curated record
AUCAAAUCGUCAGUGGUGAAUUGAAAUCUUGAACCGGUUCGUAACCGCAACGAUUAUUAAUGGUUCGCGAAUAUAGUUAUUUUUUAUAUACAGGGGUUGUACGAAUUGUUUGCGAUGAGGGAAUCGUUGAAAUGAUAGAUUUUCGUUGGGGAAAAUUUUAAUAAUACAAAAGUGAUAUUUGUAAGUAUGGAAAUAAGUGAUUUUUUUAGAUAAAGUUUUAUUUUGGUUUAUGUUUUUUUCAAAAAUUUGGAGAUUUAGAGUUGUGGUAUAUUUUUAUGUGAUUUUUAUAUUUCGAUAGAGACUAAUAUGAAAUUUGUUUAUUGAAAUUUGAUUUUCUACAAAAAUUGAGAAAAAAAAUCCGAAUAGAAAAUUUAUAAUUUUGAAAUUUCAAUUCCAAAAGGUGAAUAUAUGAAAAAAUUACAUAAUUAUUACAUAUUUGUCGUAAUUAAAAACCUAUUUGUUAUGAAUUAAAAUAUUAUUAAACAGUGAAUAUCACAAGGAAAAAUAUAUAACCUUUAAAAUGGUUAUUUGUUUGGUUACAUAACCUCAAAUAGUUCGAAAUUUUGAGGUUAUGUACAAAAAGAUUUAAAUAGGAAGCUAUUUCGAUGUUUAAAAAGAUAAAAGGAUAAAAGAAAAAGGAUUCUAAGGACGAAAUAGUUUAUAAAAUCAAGUUUUAAUAUCGAUACAUACCUUCCUUGGUUAGCAUUAGCCUUAUCAGCAAGAAACUGUUGUUUAAAGUGUCCCGAUUUACCGGCUUCUUCGGCGGAAAAUUUACCGAUGUCUUUACCUCCCUUGAACGCGGCUCCGGCGUUUUCGCCGAAACUUCCUGCUUGGUUAUUGAACAAGUAGUUGCCGCCUUCGUCGUGAUCUUCGUCGUAGAAUUCUUCAGUUUUUCCCGAUUCGUGUUUUUGAUGAGAAUUUUUGAAACCUUUCAUCUUGUGUCCCUUCUUAUGACCUUUCAUCAUACUUUGGACACCUUCGUUUUUACCUUCCUGAUCGAAUUUUUUGGCGCCGUGAUAUACUUUACCGUCCUCGUAGAUUUUUUUAUCGCCUUGGGCGCCGUUGUAAUAACCUAUAUCGCCUUUCAUGUCUUUAGCUGCCAUUUCACCUUGAUUAUAACCCGAUUGACCUUUGCCGUAUUCACCGCCGUGAUGACCGUGAGCCUUUUCGUAUCUUAAAUCGUUCAAAUUUUUAUUUCCUUUACUGUAUUGUCCUUCGUUCAUGCUACCACCUCCGUAGCCGUGUAUACCGAUUCCACCUCCCAUACCGCCUCCCAUCAUACCUCCGCCUCCCAUCAUACCGGCACCUCCCAUCAUUCCGCCACCUCCCAUCAUCCCGGCACCUCCCAUCAUUCCGGCACCUCCCAUCAUUCCGGCUCCUCCCAUCAUUCCGGCACCUCCCAUCAUACCGGCGCCUCCCAUCAUACCAGCUCCUCCCAUCAUUUCUCCGCCUCCCAUCAUUCCAGCUCCUCCUCCCAUCAUACUACCUCCUCCCAUACCUUAAAAUAUGUCGUAAUGAAAUAAUUUUUUUUUAUUUUAGUGUCAUUUAAGUUACCGCCCGACAUUCCUGCACCCAUCAUCGCUCCCUUAGUCAUCAUACCAGCUCCACCUGUCAUCAUUCCUGCUCCGCCACCUCCCAUCAUUCCGGCUCCGCCUCCCGACAUCAUUCCGGCUCCGCCUCCUGACAUCAUUCCGGCUCCUCCGCCUCCCGUCAUCAUACCUGCUCCGCCUCCCGACAUCAUUCCGGCUCCUCCGCCUCCCAUCAUUCCGGCUCCCAUCAUUCCACCGCCUGUUCCGAUUAGAUUCGCGCCGCCGCCGCCGCCGCCCAUUCCCAUAGAUAAAUAACUACACAACACAUUUUCUAAAAAUAAGGUGAAAACUAAGGGAGCACUGAUUCUAAUCAUCUUCUUCCGAUUAAACUGAAGAUUCGAAUGAUUUGAAAAUUGUCGAUCGAGAGUUUUUAUACCCGAAUCGUUUUCAACGGUCGUUCGAGCGUCUUUUCACGGUUUGUAUUGUUGGUCGAAAUUUAGGUCUAUUAAGACGGGAUAUACGCUAGAAGAAAAAUUAAGGUUAUGUCCGUUCUACAACGGAAUAUUUGGUAUCAAACUUUGAAUAAAACGGAUUAAAUUUAAUACUGAAAUGGACGGUUAUUGAAAUCGUAAAUAACGAUAUUAAUAUUAUCGCUGCGAAAGAUUGCGGAAGAGAUCAGCGUUUGGUUUGUGGAGGUCUUCCAGAUUGACCUCCUCGAAAAUUAACUCGUUAUUCAAAAAAAAAAUGAAGAUAAAGAAUACCAACUAUCACACGAAGUCAUCCGCUACUAAAUAUUGUCGAAGACGUCGACGCGAAUUCUGCGGAUAAGGAUUAUUGACCCCUGGACUUCGUUUGCCAUAAUCUGGACUUUGUAUUAGAUAUGGAGAAGCUGGUCACAGAAGGAGUUAUCAGAAAUACCAAAUACGAGAAGUUACUUGAUCAAAGAACCAAACUCUAAAGUCAAUUUAGUCUUUAUCAACAAACACCGAAUCCUAGAUGGAUAGGUUAGGUUAGAAAGCUACCAAACCGAAUUGGAACGAUGAUCUUAACUAAUCGGAUACCAGAUGUUGUCUACAGACUUUAGUCCAUGUGUUGGUAACAUAAUUUAAGAGAUACCCAAUAGCUGAUGUCCUCAAGAUCAAUAUUUACUGGUUAACGAUGUUCUCCGGGAGUUUGCAGACGCCCGGAAGGUCUUCGGAGAAGUGCAAACUUGGAAUAUGUUGAAAUACGAUGAUUAGAUUUCGAAUUAAUUUUUUUUUCUUCCACCAUGAUAAACAUAUUUGUUCAAACAAUAUUUCUCGUUAACAAACCAUGAAAUUACUUCGAUAUUUUUUCCUUCCCAACGGUUAUGAAAUAAAUAAUUUUUUUCCAUAUUCCCGACAAUAUUUAAGGUCACGAAAAUAUACCACAAUAAUUUGUUUAAAUCAAAUUUUUUUUUCUUCUUCUAAUAUACAAACUUAAUCAACCGACAAAUCUAUGGUUGUAUAUAUAUGUAUCGAUCCUAAAAUCAACAUUAUCACUUAUCGAAAAUGUUCUCGACGUUGUUAUUAGUUUUAUUUUCAACUGUUUACAAAACAGAAGCGAAAUUUUACGAAACCGAAUUAGGGCCGUACGGUAAAUACAGCACCCAGGAAUACGAUCACGAUUUGGGGUAUCCAUAUGGUCUGGCUUACAAAAAAUAUCCUUACGAACACGAAGUUGUUGUACCGAAAAGUGUAGGUUACGCGGGAGGCAUCCCAGGAUACGGAGGAUUGCGUGAGGACGUUGGAUAUUACGGACGAAAAGGAUUAAUUGGGGUUCCUUUAGGACCCGGUUACGGUUAUGGUCCUGUCGGUUAUUCCCACGUAGUCCCCUACGAAUCCGGUUUAAUAGCAGGACACGCUCCUUUCGGUAUAUCCCAAAUCGACAAAGGAAUUUACAGCGAUGGUAAACAAAAUCUGGUAGGCGAAAAAUUCAAUUACGCGAAAGGGUAUAACGGAGAAUUGGUGAAUCACGGGGACGCCGGUUACGCCGCGGGAACUGUAGGUUUCAAGGACAUCAAAGGGGAUUCGUUACAUUUUAUCGACGCCGACGGUUUAAAAAAAGGACACCACGAAGGUAAACAGUACAACGGGGCGGAAUAUUUCGAUUCGGAGGGUAAACACGGCGACGAGAAAGUUUUGAACGCGAAUCAUAAUAAAGGACACAACAUCAAAGGUUUCAAAAAAUCGCAUCACCUAGACGAAACCGGUAAAACAGAAGAAUUUUUCGAUCACGACCACGACCAAGGAGGAAACUACGUCUUCGACGGACGAUUCGGAAAAUUCGGGGAAGCCGGUGGACAGGGAUACAAGGGAGGAUACAGCGACGGUAGAUUUAAAACAGGGGAGGCGACUAAAGAAGGUCACGUCGGUAACGAAUAUUUCCAAGAUAAAUCUCAAGGAAACCACGGGAAAUUCGGCGAAAACAAAUUCGCCGAAAACGAAGAAGCGUACGGUUUGAAUAAAGGAUUCGGCGAACGCGGAUUAACCGCCCAUCACGAGAACAGCGGUAUUUACAAAAAGCAUCCCGGUUUCGGUUAUUAUUGAUAAAUGAUCAUGUGAUAAAACUUUCACUUACCUUAAUAUUUUUUUUUUCAAUUAAAAUAUUUAUAUAAGUAGUUAAUAAAUAAGGCAUUUCAA